This is a messenger RNA of Heterobilharzia americana, 4512 nucleotides long. The record is from the annotation of a GenBank genome assembly. Lineage: Eukaryota; Metazoa; Platyhelminthes; Trematoda; Strigeidida; Schistosomatidae.
AAUCAUUACUGAUCUGGAUAACUGGUAGUUGUAGUGGAGUUCAUUUGUUACCUUACGUAAUCUUUUAAAAAAAAUCCUUACACGAAUGACUCGACCUGAUUACCUAACAUAGGACUGAAGAGGACAGUUUAAUUCCACGGCGGAAAAUAUAUAUUAUAUCACAAUAAUAAUUAUCCAGAAAAAAGCCCAUUGAUUGGACUGUAAAUUUUAUCCAAUUGAAGAAAAAAAACCAAGACAUUUUCUGAUUGGUCAACUUAAAUCAACCAAUGGAUGAAACAACCAAUCCAAAAUUAGAUUCCUUAACGAAUCGACCUUUAGCCUCAUUGGCUUACAAUCAUCCACAAAGCGGAGUUAAUAAUAAAACGCAUACUGGAUCAGGUGAAUUAUAUGAUAAUAAACACAGUAACAGAUCAGAGAACCGUGAAUAUAAUCCUAACAAACUAUCAUCACCAUCAUCAUCAUCAUCCAAUAAUCAAUCUAGUGUGAAAGAAUUAACAUUUAAUGAUAAUAAUAGUAAUGAUAGUUUAUAUGAUACGAAAACGCCAACUACAAUAACACAUACUGGUAGUCAAAAGCAUGGUCUAAUUAAAAAACUUUUCAAUCGAGCCUAUCCCAAUCAUAAUCAUAAUACUACUACUAGUACUUCGAAUAGUAACAAUAAUAAUAACAAUAAUAGUCCGGAAAAACUUAAAAUUGUGGAAUUACGUUCACAUUGUCGACCACAGACUACAGAAAUUUCACCAGCGUCAGUUAAAAUUAUGGGGAAUGUUCAUCAGGGCAACACUUUGCAUGGACAAGCUAUUUCUUCUAUUUCUUCACCUUCAGAAGAUAAUGUUAACAAUAAGUUAUACAAAGCAACAACAACAACAACAACAACACCACAAGCACCACCACCACCAACAACAACAACACCAACAUCGAAAUCAAACAAUAAACACGUUAUGAUACAUAGUCAUACAACUUCACAUUCACCAAUUGGUCAUCAAAUGAAUAAACUUCCAAUUACUCAUAGUAAUAAUAAUAAUAAUAAUAAUCUUACCAAUGGUGGUAUAGUGAAUACAAGGACUAAUUCAGGUAUACCAUCAUUAUCAUCUUCAUUAGAACAUGAAACAAUUGUUCAACUUCAAGAAAUGAUAACACACUUAAAGAGUGUAAUUAAAGCAAAAGAUCAAAGAAUACAAGAAUUGGAAAGAGAUAAAGAUAAAUUACGCUCUGUAUUACAUCAACAAUUGACUAAUACAUGGGAGGAAUCAAAUCUAUCGUCAUCAGUUGAUGGUGUGAAGGUGAAUCGUGAAGAUCUUCCUACUAUCAAUGAGGUGAAUACUACAACUGCUGCAACUACACCUACUGCUACUGCUACGCAUAUAACUACUGACACUGGUGGUGAUCAAAAGAAGCAGGAUGAAUCGCAUAGUCCUUCCUCGUCGACCGCAUCAUCAUCAUCAUCCACAGCAGCUGGAUCACCACCGAUCGCUAACGAGGUGACUACUCCACCACCUGCAGCCGCUUUAUUACUACGGAAACGUUUAGGUGUAUCUGGGGAAUCAAUGAAAUGCGCUCAAGAAUUAAUUUAUCAUGAUAAAGAUGCACAUUCACGUCGACAAAUUCGUGAAGCUUUAAGAAGUAAUGAUUUAAUUAAGAAUUUGGAUGCUGUUCAACUACAAGAAGUUGUUUCAUGUAUGCAUGAACAAACUGUUGCAGCGAAUUGUUAUAUUAUACGUGAAGGUGAUGAUGGUGGACAUUUAUAUGUUGGUGCCGAAGGUGAAUUUGAAGUUUCAAAAGGCGGUAAACGUCUUUAUGUUAUGGGAGCUGGUCGAUGUUUCGGUGAAUUGGCACUAUUGUACAAUUGUAAGCGGACAGCAUCUGUAAAAGCUGUGACUACUGCACGUGUUUGGGUGUUAGAGAGAGCAUGUUUCCAAGCAAUCAUGAUGAAAACUGGUUUAGAACGUAUUGAAGAACGUAAAGCAUUUUUACGAAGUGUACCUCUACUCAAAGAUUUAUCACCGAAUCGUAUACUACGCAUAGCUGAUGCAUUAGAAGCUCAAUAUCAUUCAGCAGGUGAUUGUAUUAUUAGACAAGGUGAACUUGCAGAUAGUUUCUUUAUUAUACAAUCUGGAAAGGUUCGAGUUACAAUCUCAUCAUCACAAAGUAGUCCUAUAGAAAGUAAAGAAACUGAGAUAAGACAAUUAACUAAAGGUGAAUAUUUUGGUGAAAAAGCUUUACUUGGUGAAGGUCGUCGAACAGCUAAUGUUUACGCUAUUGGUCCCGGUGGUGUAGAAGUUUUAUGCUUAUAUCGAAAAGACUUUUUAGAAUUGAUUGGUGAUAUACAAGAAUUGAAAAAUAAAGAGUAUGCUGAUGAAGAAACUAGACUUCUAGGUCAUACUUCUUUAUCGAAGAAUUUAUCAUCUGGAUCAAGUAUAAAAGAUGCAACAAGAACGUUAGAUUUAGCUUCACCAACAAAAAGUCAAGAUGGUCUACAUUCACCAAGUACAAAAAUACUCGGUCAACAAUUACUUCCAACAAGUUUAGCACUGGCACCAAAAAUUCAAUGUAAUAUACAACUGAAAGAUUUAGACCGUAUUUGUGUAUUAGGUGUUGGCGGUUUCGGUCGAGUGGAUUUGGUGACAUUGAUAGAUGAUAGAAGUCAAGCUUUCGCUUUAAAACGCCUACAAAAAGCGCAUAUUGUACAAACUCGACAACAAGAGCAUGUUUAUUGUGAAAAGCUUAUUCUUUCAUCAGUUUCAUCGCCUUUUAUUUGUCGGUAAGUGAAAAAGUAAAUAGGAUUUAAUCAAUAUAAUAUAGUAAUGUAAUUGUGACAGUUUAAUAUAUCGCUUUAUUCAUUUCAAGUUGUUAUUCAUCGUAGACUGACAUGAUUUGGAGGAACAAAGGAAAGGUGGGAGCACUGAAGAGCUGUUUCGUCAGACUAGUGUGGGACUCCUCAACAAUGCUCACCCAUGACCCCGCCCUCCCCGGACCGAAUCCGUGACCUUCAGGUUCCGUGACCAUCACGUCAGCAUUGAACCACUAGGUCAGUAUCCAAUGCUCUAUAUUUGCACCUUCUGUUAACUCACGAUAUUGCGCAACCGCCAUCCAAUGUCAUCGUUGAGUAACUGUCCUCACGAUCAUAAGGCUUCACCCCCACCGGUCACCGCUUCUCAUUGGAGCUUCGGGAAUACCAUUCGAAGCUAGUCACCAAUGAGCACUAGUUUAGCUGAAUUUUGAAGGAGUUGUGGGGAUUUGGAAAUAUAUUCCAAGUUGUUAUACAUCUUAGACUGAUAUGAGUUGGAGGAACAGAGGAAAGUUGGGAGCAGUGGACAGCUGUUUCGUUCUAGUAUGGGACUCUUCAGCAGUGUUAAAAUGUAUCUGUAGAGAUGAUAAAUGAUUGUGAAGGUUUCCUUCAUAACUUCAGUAGCCUUGAUAAACACAUUGAUGAAACUAUCAAGUUGUAUUUGACUUGAUAUAAUGAUGACGAAUAAUGGAAUCUAGGUUGAUGAGCGUUUUAUCUUACUUGAGAUUUUUAGGCAGUACUCACUCACCCAUAACCCAACCCAUUUAGAGAUUGAACUCAGGACUUUCAGGUGUUACUCCGAACGCGUUAACUAUCCAGCGAUUGGAUCUGGUAUUCAAUGGUUCACAGUUCCCAGGUUCUGUCGCUCAAAGUCUUCAGUUGGUAUCCCUUUCCUUUUCGACUAGUCUAUACCACAGGUCAUGGCUUCUUAUUAGAACUUCGGGAUAUCCAUCUUCAAUAAAGUAUGUCCCUAAUGACCACUAUAUGGUAGUGUAAGCUUCAGGUUAUGUCAAGGUAAUAUUCAUCAUGGAGUGACAUCAACUGGAGUACUAUUGAAAAGAAGCCUGUCAGUACUGGACAACUAUUUCUUCCUAGUAUAGGACUCUUCUGUAGUAAUCACCCACAAUCUUGCCCCCGACAGGGACCGAACUCGGGACGUUCAGGUUUGAUAGCCACUGGAACCGGAGUUCAAUGGUUCACAGUUUUCAACCUCUAUCACCUAGCUAGUGUCAAUACCGUGAUGAAUUAUUAUUAUUACUUAUAACUUGUCCUUUGGGUUCCUAGUGGAACAUAUGGCUUCAGGAGCACAUAGCCAUUUCACUCUCUUCUCUAUAGUCUUCUCCACCUGCCUCCACCAAUGCCCACAACCUUUCAUUUCAUCCCCACACAACAUCUCCUCCAUAACACCCUCACCUGGGACGCCCAACUCGUCGUUUCCCAUUUGAGUCCCACUCAGUGGCAUGGCCUGGUACGUGAUGUCCCCAAACAGUCUUCUCAGUAUAUGUUCUAUCCAAUCCAAUCGAUUCCAUCUCCACCUUCCUCUUCUGCAUAUUUGUUGGGGGAUAAGGUUGUUGGUUGGUUGGUUGGUCGGUUGGUUGGUUGGUUGGCAGGCCAGAGUGAUUCUUUCUUGCCAUGUGAUCUGAUCUUCAGUGUCAGUAUUGAGUGAGCGUAGACAGCAGCUGUUGAUGAUGUAUGUGUGCAGUUUGUUGGAAAUGCUUUUCGUA